This is a messenger RNA of Exophiala oligosperma, 1314 nucleotides long. RefSeq lists its product as uncharacterized. The transcript has a single exon. NCBI's taxonomy places the organism in Eukaryota, Fungi, Ascomycota, Eurotiomycetes, Chaetothyriales, Herpotrichiellaceae. The record is from RefSeq and is a predicted model, not a curated record. Gene Ontology annotation, cellular component: nucleolus; small-subunit processome. Gene Ontology annotation, molecular function: small ribosomal subunit rRNA binding. The coding region runs from base 245 to 1165 and encodes 306 amino acids.
AAUUAUUCUACUGAACAUAUCGACCAAAUCUUGAAUCUCUUAGUUGUUUGGCAUCUCUGGUUGAGAUUUUAACCAAACAAUUGUACUAUCCUCCUGCCUUCAUAGUGUUGAUUGCGGACCCUUUCGCAGAAGUUCUGGUCUUUACACAACGACACUCGCAAUCAUCAUACACCCUCUCUCCCCUCUGAAGCCUCACGACAAAGAAUCUACACCUUUCUAAGCAUCUCCCAAAGUCACAGCCAACAUGCGCGCCAAACGAAGCAAGAAGUAUCGCAAGAUAAUGUCCAACUAUGCCAUGACCUUUGCCUUCCGCGAACCCUACCAAGUCCUCCUCGACUCGAACUUCAUCCGCACAUGCCACAGUUUCCACAUGCCUCUACAGAAAUACCUCGACAACACCCUCCACGGCGAAAGCAAACUGUUCAUCACACGAUGUACGCUCGCGAAGGUCAUGGCGGACUUUGAACGCACCCGACCCGAAGGUUCCAGACAGAAGAGACCCGACUUCCUCCCUCCGCCCACCGAGGUGCCUCUACGGUACUGUAAACACAAGGACGACCAGGGCGAAGACGUCGGCGAGGUUGAGGAAGCACGUUGCCUGCUGGAUUUACUGGCUGGACAGCCGCACGGCAAUGAACAGCCGAAGAACAAGCAACACUAUAUCCUCGCGACCGCGGACGUGGACGACAAGGAACGGCGGAGAAAGGGCUUCAUAGAUGUUCGUGAGCGGGCGCGCAUGAUCCCCGGUGUGCCCAUCGUGUACGUGAAGCGGAGUGUGAUGAUACUCGAAGAGUUGAGUGGGACGAGCGAGGGUGUGAAACGGCGGGGGGAGAAGGAGAAGUUUGCAGAGGGCCUCGUCGGGUUGGACAGGAAGAGAAAGCGCGGUGACGGGGACGAUAGCGAGGACGAGUUGGACGAGCUUGCGCAGGAGCUGGAGAAUGAAGGUGCGGGAGUGAAGUCGCGAGGCACGAAGCGAGCCAAAGGACCAAAUCCUCUGAGUGUGAAGAAGAAGAAGACCAAGACGGCAACAGAGGGGUCAGGGAAGGAUGGACAUGGGGAAGGCCAGACUAAGAGGCGGAGGAGGAAGCAUGGUGUGAAAAGGGAUCAAGAGCAAGGACAGGAUGGACCCGUUGCGACUGUUGCGACCGUUACGACCGAGGCAUGAUAUACGUAUACGGACGGCAAAAAGUAAACCCUCUGAGGUUCUGAAUGGGAUUCGCACAUUUGGCGUUUGUGGAUGGUUGCGAUUGAAGCUUUCAAGGCUCUUUCACGCGAGGAAAGGAAAAAAGAAAAGCAUGACGAGAUACCCUUGUG